CAGUAUGAAAUCCAAAUCCAUUUUUCGACUCGGAACUCCAAUUGUUGGAGAGAUCGUGGUGCAGAUGAUACAGUUCUUGCCAGGAAUGUGAGGGACGUGUAGGUGAGCUGCGAAUUCUAGUAGAAGUAGUGAGAAAACACGGAGCUCAAAGUAGUGAGUGAUAUAUCUAUAGUAGAAUACCUGUACGAGAAAUACCGUGCCGCGUGUUUUGAAAUAAUUGUCAACAACACACCUUUAAUUAUUUGAAUUCAAUUGAGACUACAAGUUAGGAACCAUUUACUUGGGUCUUUCACCCUCUUAAUUGAUAUAUUGAACAAGAACCAUGGCUGCAGCGGAACCAGAAGUGGCUACCGCAGCCACGAAGCAGAAGGGAGUUGUGCUGAAAUGGACCAGUUUGCCACCCAUGCCAACCCCACGUGUGUACUCAUUUGCCAUCUGGAGUCGUGGACGCUUGUAUGUGUUCGGUGGAUGUGACGGGCGUGGUAAGGCACUGACCAGUGCCGAGUGUUUUGUUCCGGAGAAAAACCAGUGGAUAAUUCUGCCCAAACUGCCCAACAAGCGGGCUGGCGGACGAGUAGUUGAGCUGGAGGAUGGACGUAUUGCUAUUAUUGGUGGUAUUGAUGGUGCAAACUCAGCAUUGUCUGCCGUAGAUUGCUUUAACCCGUCAACGAGUAAAUGGACAUCGCUAAAAGCUCUUCCAGAGCCAUUGUCGGCACCAUCAGUUAUGAUGAUCGACAACAAGAUCUAUUGCUUUGGUGGAACGGUGGACAGUACACUGCCACCGACAACGAAUGUGAUACGCUAUCUGCCCGAUGAGAACAGUUGGGAAUCAUUGCCGUCUAUGCCCACCGCACGUUAUGGCGGUGAGCUGGUGAAACGUGGUGACAAAGUGUAUAUCUUUGGCGGGCGCAACAUCAAAGUGCCCGUCUUGGAAGUGGACCUAUUCGACUUGUCCACAAAUACCUGGGAAGCAGCGCUACCUGCAAUUCCCACAGCGCGUGUCUUCUGGUCCGUUGUAAACCAUGAAGAUGAAGUGUUUGUUCUCGGCGGCUUCACGGAAGAGGCCGGAUUCCGUACCCAGGUGGAAUCCUUCAGUCUGUCCACACGAGAGUGGAAGGUCGAGCGGCCGCUGAAGUUGAAGCGUGGUGACUUUGCAGCGGCAGUCAUUUCCGGUUGUAUUGUCGUUGCUGGUGGUAUGGGCGGUGAGACUAAUCAGGGUCUGCCCAAUGCCGAACGCAUGCGUCUCAGUGCGUCGACACGCAAGUGGACGGCGCUAGAUCCACUUUCCGACCAGCGAUUGGCACCAACCGCCAUUGUCCACGAGAACAAAAUGUAUGUCAUCGGUGGCUUUGGUAUGGGUGGUCCGAAACCGACGGUGUUUGUUUUGUCAGAAUAGCACUGCACACCGCCUUACUGGUAACACACCUUGCCGAUAUCUGAUUACAGGUGAUACGCCUUGCCGAUAUCUCCUUACGAGCAACAAGACACACGUUUGCUACCUUGCUUUUAGGCUUUAUAGGCAGAGAUCUCUUCUCCCCCUCCCUGAUUUAGGAGACUCUGUCCACAGCAGUAGCAGCAGUAACAGGUGUAUGAUGCACUAAUGAUACCACUAGGUGUAGAUAUGCUGUGUAGGAGAGUUCUCCGGGGGUAACUCUCACUGCAGCCUGCCUAUGCCGCUUGUAUCAUUUGUCCAGAUAGAAUUUGGAUACCCCAAUCCCCGUACUGGGCAUUUUUAGAUUUUCCUUGUGCUGUGGAGAGGGUUGACAACUUUGCCUGUGAAUGUAGUUCCUUCUGUUGAAAAUACUUUUUUUAAUGUUUUAUAAUCUUCAGAGUAGGUUUUAUCCCCCUUUUAGGCAUCCAGUAAUACAGGAUGUUGCUAGGAGCUGUACCUGUCUUGGAUUUGUACUUUGCACAGUAUGAGAAUAAUUUCUUGUUGCUCUGUAUUUGACUAUAGCAAUUUGCGGGUAAUUGCUGUCAUUUGAGUAACUCUGCCAUUUGGAGAGCAAUUACAUUCCUAAUGCUGUAUUGUUUGUACGCGUACUUGUACUCAAGUUGUUUAAUUCUCUCUUUUCCAGUACUUUCUUGAUACGCGUUGUAUUUAUGUACAGUUCUGGAGCAGUAAUCUCAUCGCUGUACGCCAUGUGUACAUGUAUUGUACAGGCGUGCGUGCCUGUGGUGCUGA
Messenger RNA from Sycon ciliatum, 2182 nucleotides. Its product is annotated as kelch domain-containing protein 8B-like. The transcript has a single exon. The coding region runs from base 323 to 1396 and encodes 357 amino acids. Lineage: Eukaryota; Metazoa; Porifera; Calcarea; Leucosolenida; Sycettidae. The record is from RefSeq and is a predicted model, not a curated record. Gene Ontology annotation, molecular function: protein binding.